Molecule: messenger RNA, 2317 nt
Organism: Ostrinia furnacalis (Asian corn borer)
Lineage: Eukaryota; Metazoa; Arthropoda; Insecta; Lepidoptera; Crambidae
Exons: 5
Coding region: 259-849 (196 amino acids)
Source: RefSeq, a predicted model, not a curated record
UCGGGUGGCCGCCGCCGCGCAAGACGCAUGCGUAUUGCGGUUGUUGAAGGAUGCUCCGCGUCGGUCACGAUCGUCGCACUAACAUCGCUACGUCUCAACGAAAAUAAAUGCAGUGACUGAAUAGUGCUAAAUUAAAAAGUGGUAGUUAGGAAACUGAAAAUUAUAAUCAGUGAGUAGGGGUUGGAGUUGCACCCUCCGAUCGAUCGCCGAAGCCGGCUGUGACUUUUGCGAGCGGCGCUAUACUAAGAGUGAGAUGGGAUGGUGGCGACGUGGGCCGUCUUGCCUCUGCUGGCAGUUGUCGCGGGAGACGUCAUCUUCAGGGUGCCAGAGGUGUUGGUCCGACACGCGGCAGCGUCCAAGCCAGUGGGCACGGGGCGCGCGAAUACCUCCCGCGUGAACAACUCGGAGCACUUGAGGCACGAUGAGAACGUCGUGGAGGUGCGCUACGAGGAGUACUUCGUGGAGCACGAUAUCUCCACCGCCGACGCCCGCAAGGCAGCAGCAGAGCUCCACCUUGACGAUGUGCCAUCGACCCGCGCGGGCUGCGGUACCUGCAGCCGCAGCGAGAUGGAGUACUGCGAGACGCGCGUGCUGGCCGACCACUGCUGCUGCGAGCGGCGCUUCCUGCCCGAGCCGUUCCCUUGGCUGCCGCACACCUGCUACGUCGGGCCCGCGCGCUGCCGGCCAUUGGCACACGACUGCGUGCGCUACGCACGUCUAAGGGACUGCUGCUGCUAUCGCAAGCUGGCUGAGCGAUGGAAGAGUAUCCUGUCCAAGUCGUCCCGGCUGGGCGUGAGCGGCGCGUCGCUGCUGCUGCUGUCGAUGCUGCUGUUCGUGGCCUACCUGUGACACGCGCCUGCGCGCGCGCCGCUUGUGCCCGCGCACGUGUAGGCACCAGCGGCAAAGUGCACAGGAUUUAGAUCCUUAUCAACAUUAGUAUUGGCUACUGCUGGUCGUAGUUUUUCUUCAAGCCUCAUGUCGAUUCUUGGACCCUUUAAUAUAUCUGUGUAUUUGUGAAGAGGACACUUCAAUUUGUCAUGGGCAAGGGAGCUUAUCUUCUGUUGAACUGUCAGUUCUUACUAUUGUAUCAAUAUAAUUACGAAGAUAACAUUUCAAUUUCCCAAACGCGAGGAGCUUCUUCUACUCAUCUGAACCACCAGACAUUCGAUUCGUUCGACUCAUUCAGUAUGUUCAAGCUUUAAAUUGAUGAGGGUAACUGCGGGUACUUCUUCAAUCAUAACUCGUUACUGAUGCACUAUUUCACUAUCAUUAAGCGGACCGCUAUACUUUUUGACAUGUUUUUUAAAUUUAAAUAAAACUGACUGCUUCUUAUUAUCUCUUUUGUAACUAGAGAGUAGUUGAAAUAAUGAACUUUGGGCACAAUAAGAAGAAAGAAGAGAAUAGCUAUUUGUUCCUAUUCUUGAUCUUGACUCAUGGAUAAUAAUCAAACAUGUCUUGAAUGAAAUAAUUUUAAUAUAGUAGUUUUAAAUGUUCUUCGAAAUUAUAAGAAUUAAUUGUUUCGAUCGAUGUAUAAAUUGUAGAUACUUGUAAUUAAAGAAGUUUAGUGAACUAGUAAGCACUAAUUUAUUUUCAGGGCUAUAAGAUAGCUUCGUGUCUGCUUAGCUGCACUGAAUAGAAGGCUUUUUAGUUAAAUGUAAAGCUAUUUUUCCUUUGGAAUUAAAAAUAUGUUACCUUCUUGCUUGUAUUUUAGAUGUUGGAAUUUUACGCAUUUAUAUUUAAGAAAAUUAACUUUGCAAAUAUUUAAAAUAUUUUCCUUAUUUUGAAAAACCAAUGAUUUAGUUAAAUGUUACGUUGUACAAUGUUUUGGUUAGACGUUAUUUAUUUAUGUUAAGUUCAGUAUCGACGCCAAAGGUGUAUUAGUGUAAGGGGCUGUCAUGUAAUGAUGGGCUGUGUGUGUUUGAAUUAAAAUAGUUCACAGAAAUUAAAAUGAUUAACAGCAACCUAAGCUACCUAUAAUAAUUCUGUUUUUAAUGUUGUCUAAUAUACGUAAUGAUAAUUUCAAAUGUAAAAAUAAUAUAAUUAAAAAUGAAACCACGUUUCGUACACAAUUUAAAAUUGAUGUUUCAGGAGUUUCAGUUCUUUGUGAAACUGUAAUAAAGGAUUAUUUUAAUGUUUUAAUUUUGUGAACUAUUUUCCUAUACAGGGUGCGACACCAGUCUGCAUAGUUAUGGUGUGAUAGGUAAAGAAUAAGAGAGAUUGGACAAUAUUUUUGUAAUUUACUCAUGUAAUUACGCCUACGAUGGAAAAAUACCUACUAUUUAUAUGAACUUAUUACCUUUCAGAUAAUAUAACAAAA